AUGGCAAACAAUAAAACGUUCUUCACCCAUGAGGGCUUAAUCCCGGUAUACAACAGGGAAGAAGACCUGUUUGAAUCUAAGCUUUCAAAAGAAGCUGAUAUUAUUGCUGGGUUAUACCUGCUGAUCAUUGGCGUCCUAUCUACGCUUGGGAACGGAUAUGUAUUAUUUAUGGCUUGUAGGAGAAAGAAGAAGCUCAGACCAGCGGAAAUCAUGACCAUAAACUUAGCCAUCUCUGACCUGGGAAUUUCAGUGACGGGAAAGCCAUUCACCGUAGUGUCCUUCUUCGCUCACCGCUGGGUGUUUGGUUGGAGCAUCUGCCAGUGGUAUGGAUGGGUUGGUUUCUUCUUUGGUGUUGGAAGCCUCAUCACCAUGACGGUUGUUAGUUUUGACAGAUACUUGAAGAUCUGCCAUAUGAGAUACGGUACCUGGCUGAAAAGAAGUCAUGCCUUUAUCAGCCUAUUCUUAGUGUGGCUCUAUGCAGCAUUUUGGGCAACUCUUCCAUUGAUUGGUGUGGGUAACUAUGCCCCAGAGCCAUUUGGGACGUCUUGUACACUGGACUGGUGGCUGGCACAAGUGUCUGUGAAGGGAAAGGUCUUUGUAGUCAGCAUUCUCUUCUUCUGCCUCUUACUGCCCACAGCUAUCAUCGUUUUUUCAUAUGCAAAGAUCAUUGCCCAAGUCAAAUCUUCUGCCCAGGAGGUCGCACAGUUUGAUACCAGGAACCAGAAGAACCACACAUUGGAAAUGAAGCUGACCAAGGUGGCAAUGUUGAUCUGUGCAGGGUUCCUUAUUGCCUGGAUUCCUUAUGCAGUUGUGUCUGUGUGGUCAGCUUUCGGGAGACCUGACUCGGUUCCAAUUGAGUUUUCAGUGGUACCAACUUUGCUUGCAAAAUCCGCUGCUAUGUACAAUCCAAUUAUUUAUCAAGUCAUCGAUUACAAGUUCUCGUGCUGCCGGCCCAGAAACACGCUGCAGAAUUCUAAAUCCAGGAUCUAUACUAUCAACCCAUGCAGAAGAUCAGUUCCAUCAACAGAAGAAAUCGGAGGAAAGAGCAAUGAGUAAUAAACUGUGCUGGACCAAGUGAAAGACUCAACUUAACGAGGUUACCAUUGAGAGCCACUACAUUUGGGGUAAUGCCUAGUACUGAUAUAUAUUUUUCUCCAAAAUUGCCUCCACAGUCUCAA
This is a messenger RNA of Bufo gargarizans (Asiatic toad), 1178 nucleotides long. It is a transcript of the gene OPN5, whose product is annotated as opsin 5. Gene Ontology annotation, biological process: visual perception; G protein-coupled receptor signaling pathway. The record is from RefSeq and is a predicted model, not a curated record. Gene Ontology annotation, molecular function: G protein-coupled receptor activity. The coding region runs from base 1 to 1056 and encodes 351 amino acids. Gene Ontology annotation, cellular component: membrane. NCBI's taxonomy places the organism in Eukaryota, Metazoa, Chordata, Amphibia, Anura, Bufonidae. The transcript is spliced from 6 exons.